This is a messenger RNA of Gryllus bimaculatus (two-spotted cricket), 3772 nucleotides long. The record is from the annotation of a GenBank genome assembly. Lineage: Eukaryota; Metazoa; Arthropoda; Insecta; Orthoptera; Gryllidae.
CGCCAUUGCGGGGAAAACGGCCAUCUUCAAAUUGUGAAGCUUUCAUUGUGUUGCUUGUGUGUUGUUUGUGGAGUGUAAAUUGGGUGAAUUUAGGGCUUUAUAGCUCAAGAGGGUGUAUAUUUCGCUUCUAGUGAAAUGGGUCUUGCUAAGGGAAGAGGCAGAGGGAGAGGAGGAAUAGGCAAACCCAAAAUCAGGGGACCAGUGGGUAAGCCGCCUCCGCUAAUGGGCCGGUUGGCCCCACCGCCAGGAAUGGGUCUUCGUCCACGCGGACCGCCAGUUCCUCCGUUGGUUCCUCCUCGCGUUCCUCCUCGUGUUCCCCCUCGUAUGAGGCCGCCGCCUCCAGGAAUGAGGCCCCCAAUUCCUCCAGUUCUGGGACCUCCACGACCUCCUAUGCCACCAUUCCAUCCACCUCCACCCCACGGUCGUCCCCUCCCGCCACCGCCUCCUUUAGCUCUGAGACCUCCUGUUCCUCCACCUUCUCUACUGAGAGCUCGGGGGCAAGGCAUUCCACCUCCUUUAAUGCGUGGUCCAGGAUUCAGACCUCCAGGACCCAUGAUGCCGAAAUUUGGCCCGGGUAAGAGGAAUCCUGCAGCACAGAAGGGCCCAAAAAAGAAACAGAAAGGGAAGAAAAUGGAGUUGGGUGAUGAUUCUGAAAUAAACAAACCCUGGGUGACAGAAGCAAUGAAGAAUGAAAUACAGAAAAAGCAUAAAUUAUAUCAGAAAGCUAAGAAGAGUAACCAGCAGACAGAUUGGGAAGAGUUUAAAGAGCAAAGAAAUCGUGUGACAACAAUGAUUCGGGAAGCCAAAUUGGAAUAUAUUGGCAGUCAUCCGGAAGAGGAGGGCGAUUUCUUCUGCGAGUCCUGUGAUCGGCAGUUUAAUUCAUCAUUGAAAUAUGCAGAACAUGUUGCGGAACAUGAGACAUGUGGCAUUGAAGGUUGUUCAUUCACAGCCCACCCAAAAAUUGUUGCAAAGCAUGUGGAAUUUCAGCAUUUGUCUGGCCUCUUUAAUAGAAUAGGCAAAAUGGAUUCACCAGAAGAUAUUGCUAAGUGGAUAGCGGAUAGAAAGAGGCAUUACCCCACAAAGGAAAAUAUUGAUAAAAAACAAGCUGAAUUAUUGGAAAAGAUGCAAAGAGGUGAACGGCUAAUGAAAGACAAGAGCCGGUUCAAUAGAGAUGUACUGAACAGACAGAGAGGAAGAGAUUUUAGUAAGCGUGGUCGUGGAAGAGGAAAAGGCCGUUUUUCCCAAGGCAGACGUGGAUAUGGCUUUGAAAUCAGGGAGGAAGACGAUAUGGAAGAUCAAGAAGAAGAAUUAAAUACAUGUCGAGGGAAAUUGAAACUCUUUCGUGGCACUCGGAUCCUGGAAGAGGAGGAAGAAAUGAUGGAUUGUAAAAAUGAAACGAUAGCAGAAGCCUUCAGUGAUACCGAAUGGGAAGCUGCUGAUAAGCAAUUUACGGAACCUCCUGUUGUGCCCAUUGCCAGUAGGGCCCUUAGCAAUUUAAUGUGUUCCUAUGCAUCUGAUGCUUCAGACUCCGAAAAUGAUGGUCCUAUGGAAAUUCCUAUUCUGAAGACUGAAUUUAUAGCUCCUUCCUCAACUGUACAAGUAGUGGCUGUUAAUUCUACUACUGAGGAAUGCGAUAGGCCGGAUGGAUGUAAUAAUGCGAUGGAAGUAAAAGACUCUGUAGGAACACCAGUUGAUACAUCUAAUGAGAAACACAAUGAUCCUUGCAAGAAAGACUCUGUAGGAACACCAGUUGAUACAUCUAAUGAGAAACACAAUGAUUCUUGCAAGGGAAUUGACACAGAUUUGCCAGAUAAUGCUCCUUUUGCCAUGAACUGUGAUAAUUUUCAAGUGUUGUCUGGAAACCGUGUUGCAUUAAGCAAUGAUACUGAAGUAUCAGAGUUUGCAGAUUCUUCGGACAUAAGUUCUCAUUGUUUCACAAGGGAAGCCAUUGAUACAGAAAACAUUCCUCCUGCAACGUUUGAGGACUCUAAAGAUAUUUCCAAUGGUAUUUCUAAUGUACCUGAUCAAGCAGAAGAAAUUGAUGAAAUGACACCUGCAUUUUCCAAUACAGAAACUGGUGAAGGACUUUUGCCUAAAAAUGAAGAAAGUGAUUUGCAAGUUGAAAGAAACAGAUUUAGAACUAUCAAUGAUACUGGUCAUACUAGGUCAAGGGAUACGCAAAGAAAAAAUGAUCAAAUCUCAAGACAAAGUAGAUUUAAUAAGAAUGCAUUUCAAGGACAAUAUCUCAGAAGGCAGAGGAAGACUCUUCUAGAGAAGUUGCUGGCCAAAGAAAUUCUUCAUGAACGAAAUGUGAUACUGCAGUGUGUAAGAUAUGUAGUAGAUAAUGAUUUCUUUGGUGUUGGACAGAAAAAAAAAUGUAUUCCUAAUACUGAACUGAAUAUAAUGAGUGAUGGUGCUAUGGAAAGUAAGAAGAAUAGUGUUUUGUUACAAAGUAUAAAGUUUAUUGUUGAAAGAAAUUUCUUUGAAACAUCAAAAUGAAGAGAAUAGACUCCUUUCUUAAAUAAGUUGUACCUUGACUGUUUAUGUUAAUUUCGUUUGUUUUUUAAUAAAAGAUUUUCAAUAGAUAGGAUGUAUUUUAGUUUGCUUACCCAGAAGUGAUCAGUCUUAGAAUUUUAAUUUGAAGAAAACUGAGUUGCGACAUUCUUUGGCUGUGGUGUUGAGCUAGUACUUGCUAGGGGUGACUAUAAGAAUUUUUGAUAUUGGUUCUUUUGGCAUUUAUGACAAUUUGAUUUAGAAGAAUAUUGUAAAUUGUAGCAGAGAAUCUUGGCUUCAGAAGAACAUGGAAACAAAAAAGACAUGAAAAAUUCAAUGUUCUAAACAAUGGCAGAUAAAGUGUAAUACGUUCAAUGAUAUAUAAUACAUUCUCCAGAGUUUCAGUUUAAACAAAUGUUGAUAUUAGGAAAAAUAAAAUAAUUUUUUUAUGAGUAGUUUGUUGAAAUAGUAGAAUGUUUUAAAAAUCUCCUAUUCACUUGAUGCACUUAGUAUGCCUACUAGCCAUGUUAAUGUCAUUGACCAAUAUGAACUAGCAGAAAUAAGUGUUGAAGUUAGAUGUCCCUUUCUUUUGUAGGAAUAUGAGUUUGUAUUGUGUUGGUAAGAAAAAUAUAUACAAGGGAAAAUUUCUUAAAAUACAGAAAAUAGUUUUGUGACUGAGUGACUUCAACAAACAAUAUUAGUUAUGACUAAUAUUGUGAGGCUAUGGCAUCUUGUGAAUCCUCUUUUCAUGCUACCCUCUACUUUUACACUACAGUACUUUUAACCACGAUGUGAUGCUGUUCCGAAACAUGGAACCAUAUUUGAUGCCUACCUCUACUUCCUUGUCAGGGUUAAAAUAUUGUAAUAAAUAUUGCAUCAUUUGCCGGGAAACGCUGCGCGAAUCGCGUUAUCUGCUGGCGCCCCCCCCGAACCGGACGGUUCCGGGUUAUUCGCGAGUCGCGUAGAAAUAUGGGGCAACUGCCGAAUGUGUCAAAACGGGCGCCGAUCAGGUAAAAUAAUUCUCCGCUGCCGGCGGCCGCGAUUCGGUGAAUAAGCAGUCAGUUGGUGCAGUAGGUGUACAGCAGUGCAGUGGACCCUGAUUAGCGCAUCAUAUUGUGUGAUAGUGUAGAAGUGAACAGUGUAAAUAAAUAAUCAGGAGAAGAGUCGUGUAUAAAGAAAAUAAUCAAGUGAAGAACACAAGGACUGUGUAAUCUAUCUAUAAAUAAAUCAAGUAUUUUUUAGUGUAGCAUUGAGAAACAAAAUAAACUUUUUUGUUAAA